UUGAACUGCGCAUUUCGUACUUUUGAGUAACCUUCUGACGUUAGUUUGUUCUAUUUCUUCGUUGUUAAACACUUUACGGAUUUUUAUUUCUUCAGAAAAUGUUGAUUUUACAGUUUGACCUCUUGAGUGACAGGCAGCACUCAAUAUGCGUCGAAGACGCGAGCGUCGAGUGUCUUCGAUCUUUGAUAUACGAGAAGUGUCGACUGAGAGAAGGAAGUUAUUUCCUCAAGAGCGGAGGCAAGUUGGUGUCGGAUGACAAAGACCUCGGAAGCAUAGUUCAAGCCGUUCCGAAGUUAUGCGGCGGCAAGGGUGGCUUCGGAUCUAUGCUCAGGGCCAUCGGAGCCCAGAUCGAGAAGACGACGAACCGAGAAGCUUGCAGGGACCUAAGCGGAAGGAGGCUCAGGGACAUAAACGAGGAACAACGCCUCAAAAAGUGGAUCGCCCAGCAGUCCGACAGGGAACGAGAAGUCGAACAGAAAAAGAAGAAGAAGCUGGAGAAACUCUGCAGGGAGCCGAAGCACGAGUUCAAAGACGAAGACUACGACGCCGAACGCGCCGACCUCACGGAAAAGAUCAGCGACGCUUUGGAACAAGGUUUCAAGGCCACCACCGUAGACAAAGGUGUCAAAAGGAAAAUAGAAAAAGAAGUUACAAAAAAGAAGAAAAAAAUAAUCCUCGACUUGGAAGACGAUAUGAGUUCAACCGACGACGAUGAGUCUUUACCAAUGGCAAGCGAACCGCCAACGAACAAGAAGCAUGCAUUAUUGAUCAGCGAUGAUGAAUCUAAUUCCAGUGCUGAUUCCACAGAAAAAAACCAUAAAGAAAGUCAAAUACUAAAAAAAGAGAAAACCCCGCCAGACAAUAAAAAUUUGCCAACCUUGACCGAUGAUGAAUCAAGCUCAAGUGUUGAUUCAGCCCAAAAAACUUUUUCAGCAAGACAAGCUUAAAUACAUUUAAAGACUAUCCUGAUGAACAAUUCCAUCUCUUCAAGUGAAGAUAUCAAAAUUUAAUUUAUAAUCUUUGGGGGGGGGGUUGUAUUUUAUUGAGUUAACUAAUCGUAGUUAUCAUGGUUAAAUCAAUUAAUUUUGUCAAUUGAAUUAUGUUUUUGUUUAAAUGAUACCAAAACUAUUGUAAAUAUAUUUUUGAUAUUGGCA
Messenger RNA from Cimex lectularius (bed bug), 1154 nucleotides. RefSeq names its product replication stress response regulator SDE2. Bases 99 to 947 code for a protein of 282 amino acids. Lineage: Eukaryota; Metazoa; Arthropoda; Insecta; Hemiptera; Cimicidae. The transcript has a single exon. The record is from RefSeq and is a predicted model, not a curated record. Gene Ontology annotation, cellular component: nucleus.